UCUCUCUCUCUCACACUUCCGGCCUCUAAAAUCGGAAAGCAAAGCAUAAACACAGAGGCGAGAGAUAAUUGCUUUUUAAAAUCUCUUUUACUCCGAGUCUUGUAGGUUUUUGUGUGCGAGUGUGUGCUUGGAGGAGCGAAUCAAAGUGGGAGAAGAGAAGAAGAUGAUAGACUUCGCUCGCGUGCAAAAAGAGCUUCAAGAAUGCAGCAGAGACAUUGAGGCAUCGGGCAUCAGAGUCAGCCCCAAAAGCGACAAUCUCGGGCGUCUCAUCGGAACUAUCCCUGGGCCCAUCGGCACGCCCUACGAAGGCGGCACCUUCCAAAUCGACAUCUCUUUGCCAGAUGGGUACCCUUUUGAGCCUCCCAAAAUGCAGUUUGCAACCAAAGUUUGGCACCCUAAUAUCAGCAGUCAAAGUGGAGCAAUUUGCCUGGACAUCUUGAAGGACCAGUGGAGCCCAGCUUUAACUCUGAAGACAGCCCUUCUUUCUGUACAAGCACUGCUUUCCGCACCUGAACCUGAUGACCCUCAAGAUGCUGUGGUAGCACAACAGUAUCUUAGAGAAUAUCAAACUUUUAUCGGCACAGCUCGUUACUGGACAGAAACUUUUGCCAAGGCAUCAUCUCUUGGAGUUGAAGAAAAGGUGCAAAAACUUGCGGAGAUGGGCUUCCCUGAAGCUCUUGUGAGAAGUACUCUGGAAGCAGUUGGUGGUGAUGAAAACUUGGCUCUUGAAAAGCUUUGCUCUGGCUAAGGUGUGCACUGUGCACCAGCUUCCAACUUUUUUACUCAGAAGUUUAUGGACCACUGACCAUGAGGCUGGAAAUUAUACCCACAGUUAUUUAACUUGGAAUAGCUUAGUUUUGUCUUUAAUUAAUUUCCUGUGAACUACGUUUUCUCGGACAUAUCAUUUCUUAUGAUGUAACUGGGUCGGUAUCAUUGUAUAUCACCUUAUUGUCAAGCAACUUCUGCCAUCAGGGUGUUGUCGUCUAAACUAUUACAGUAUAGAUGUAGUUGAAAUGUUCCAAAUUCAAGAAGGAAUUUGUCCCACGCA
This is a messenger RNA of Alnus glutinosa, 1048 nucleotides long. Its product is annotated as ubiquitin-conjugating enzyme E2 27. Lineage: Eukaryota; Viridiplantae; Streptophyta; Magnoliopsida; Fagales; Betulaceae. The transcript has 5 exons. Gene Ontology annotation, biological process: proteasome-mediated ubiquitin-dependent protein catabolic process; protein polyubiquitination. Gene Ontology annotation, molecular function: ubiquitin conjugating enzyme activity; protein binding. The coding region runs from base 164 to 748 and encodes 194 amino acids. The record is from RefSeq and is a predicted model, not a curated record. Gene Ontology annotation, cellular component: nucleus.